UUGCUCAUCCUCCCGCUCGUCGACGCGACCGACUGCCCCGUCUGAGGCGUACUGCUCGCUGCUACUGGAUAUAUCGCGGACUGUUGCCGCAGAUACUACAUAAAUCAAUAACUGCAUUGACUACGGGCCACAAUCCCCCGUGGCUGUUCACGAACAUUUCCAUUUUGGGCGCGUUGUUUGUUGCCGGAAAUCGAUAUGCCUCGCCGCUCAAAAGCAUCGAUGCUGCGGCGCCCUCCCCCGCGACCCCUCUCUGCUUACCCCGACAGUAGUCGAACUGCCUGCUAUACCGUCGAUCAGGCGGACAUGGCGGACAAGGCCACGCCUCAUAAAGGCCCCGUACAGCCAGAUGCUACCGACGGAGCCAACAAACGGCAAAAGAGCGAGAGGGACGCGAGAAACUGGAAGACUGAGAUCUUCGAGCGGAUCGUCGAGCCCACAUCACGCAUCCAUGAAUUCUUGACGGAAUUCGUCCCUUCGGAGGAACCGAUUCCUGCUUGUCCGGACGAGACGUUCAAUGCGGAGGUUCCGAAUGGGAAAGGAGAGGAGCCUAACAUGUAUGGACCACUGGUGGACGGGCUCACCAGUCUGUUCAGGCAGUUUCCUGAAAACAGAAGGCCCGAGUUCUCCGAUAAUGCACACAAGACUGUGCGCUUCCCGUAUGCGUUGUGCGACGACGCGCACCAUGCCACAAAGCCGGACGUCAUCGCUACCAUCCCUGCACUCCCGGAGGUCCCUCCUCACGAUCGCUGGCGGAACAUCGCCCUCGUCUUCGAAGCGAAGUCCACUGCUCAGCAAGAUCCUAUGAUGCGAUACACCGACGAGCACGAAGAGACGCUGGUGCAGCUAGCGAAGAGCGCCCGUAACAUCAUGCUGGCGCAAGGGAGACUGUAUGCCUUCGUCGUCGGAGUCUACGGGCAUGGAGCGCGCAUAUUCCGCUUCGAUCGAGCAGGCGCUGUAUGCUCCCCGCUCUUCGACUACGUCAAGGAGCCUCACAUCCUGCACGAAUUCAUUUGGCGGUUUGUCAACCCCUGGACGAAGGGUUGCGCGGUGGUCGGUGACGAUCCGACAACUAGCCUUGGUGAUCACGUAGAUCGUGCUCACGCACAGGAGUGGGUGAAGAUCCACGACCCCACACAUACGUACACCCCCGAGGACCGCAAGGCGGUCCGUAAAUUCGUUAUCACCAAGGACGGCAAGAACAAGGCGGCGUACCUUGCGUACAAGCUCAUCUUCGUGAAUCCGCGCCUCUUCUCGCGCGCGACGACGAUCUGGGAGGCCUUCGAACUCGACCAGGACGGCAUGGCGACUGGCAGACGUGUCGUGAUUAAGGACGCCUGGCGACAGUUCGUGCGACCAUCUGAAAUCGACUUCUACCUCGGAAUGCAGGAGGCGAUGGAUAAGGCGGAGGAGGGUGUGGCGUUGACCCUGUCUGGCAUCGCCGAGUUCGAGUGCGGCGACGAUCUGGGCUUCCGCGAGGCAUGGGAGCUCGAUGCGGAAGCGGAAGAGACGUCGAACAGCGACAAUGAGAAGGCCUCCUCGGAGUCGACGACUAGAGUGGAGACUGAGUUUCCCUCGAGGCUGAGAGUGCCAUGCUCGCGUGUCCUAGGACACCGAACCGUUACCGCUGGUUGCCGGAAAGCGGGUGAUCAGAAGAAUGAACGGGCCCAGCAGCGGCUGGUACUGAAGACGAUCGGGACGCCGAUCACCGACUUCAUGUCAACCUACGAGAUGGUUUCUGCAGUCCGAGACGCCAUCGAAGGGCAUCGACAGGCGUAUCUGGCUGGAGUCAUUCACCGAGACAUCAGUCAAGGCAACGUCAUGAUUGUUAGGAACGCCGACGGGACCACUCGCGGCUUCAUUCACGACCUUGACUACGCAUCUAGUUGGAAGCAUUUCUUGAGCAGUCGCAGCAAGGACAAGCCUGCUACCCUGUCAGAAUGGGAGAAGUACGCUCGAGAGGAGUAUGGGCGCGAUUGGCGGAACAAGGUGCCAGUAUGGGAUGACAGCGAUGAAGACUCCGGUGAUGAGUUGCCCACGGUUGCAGACACCGUUGACGCAGAAAGCGAGCAACAUUCGUCAAACAAAUCGGAGGGCGUACAUAGUGAGGGCACACCGGCACGCGCGCCUUCUCCCUCAAAGGACUCGAAGCUGGGACAGAAACAACGCACGGGAACGUUACAUUUCAUGGCCAUCGAAAUACUCAAUCAAGCAUUCGGCGUUACGCACGAGGCUCGGCAUGACCUGGAAUCUUUCUAUUGGUUGCUGGUCUGGAUCAUUCUUCGACAUACUACGUUUCAGCACGAGGAUGGUGAUCGAGCAUGGCAUGGGCUUUUCGAUGCGGAGACGGUGCGAGCUUGUCGGGCACUCAAGAGUGACUGGGUGACCCAGUCGUACGAACCACUGCGAAUGCAGCAUAAUCCUCCGCUCGAGAAGCUCUUGCGCAGGUUUCGGGCGCUUUGCAAGACGAACUUCGACGACGUGGGUCUGGCGACAACGUGCAUGACGCACGAUCAAGUCUUGGCCAUCUUCGAUCGUGCUCUGAGGAAUCGCAAAGCAUGGCCCAAGGAUGACCGCGCGAAGCCAUGGACACCACCCAAACGCAGCGUGCUGGACGACCCUACCAUGUCGCGGCGGUCAGGUCAGGCUCGCACGAAGGGUACCAUGACCUAUAGCUCGCAAGACGAACGUCUCGUAUCUUGGCACUACCAGUCCAACAAUCGCCCCGAAACUCCGCCCCCGCCCUCUGUCGCAGAAUCUCGGUCGGAUGGAAAGCCAGUGGACUCUGAAUCAUCGUCCGACGACGAUAAGCCGAUCACCCGCAAAUAUAAGCUGGGCACAGCUUCGGGUGCUGUUUCGGGCAAGCAGACUCGUACACGGACUGCUGCACCACCUGCCUCCUCCGAAUCGCCGCGCAUACCAGGCGGUUAUGAAGCCACGGCGUUGACAGACGGCGACUCGCCGCAGCGGCAUACGUCCAGUUAUUCUUCACACGCGUCCGAGAACAGGGGCACCGAGGACGUUCGACAGUCGGCGAGGAGCACUUCUCGCAAGAUGGGCCCUCCACCCGGUCCCAGCACUCGCUCCGUUCAAUCGCAAAGCCAGACCGCAAGCCGGCGUGGAGAUGCGUCAAAGAGAGGUAGUAGCGCAACGAAGCGGAGCCGUGAACGCGUAGAAGAUGACGAGGUUCAGCGCGGUGCCGACGCAUCUCGUUCGUCGAAGCGUCUACGGACGCUCAGCCAGCCGCGAACGAGCCGGAGUUCACAUAAGAGCAAGGGCAGGCGAUGACACGUUUCCCGUUGUGGCGGCUGUCGACGCUCUGGUGGCAAGUGACGUCCACUGAGUCAUGUACAGACUACAGCAUGGUAUAAUUAGUAGAAUCAUCCCGACACUUGCUAGCUCUUGUCAGACUACAUCGAAUUUUCAGCUUGUUGCUAAGUAUGCGCAGCGCUAUGCAGCUAUGGUACCUCCUC
Rhodofomes roseus is the source of this 3470-nucleotide messenger RNA. RefSeq lists its product as uncharacterized. The transcript is spliced from 5 exons. NCBI's taxonomy places the organism in Eukaryota, Fungi, Basidiomycota, Agaricomycetes, Polyporales, Fomitopsidaceae. The coding region runs from base 196 to 3285 and encodes 1029 amino acids. Gene Ontology annotation, biological process: protein phosphorylation. The record is from RefSeq and is a predicted model, not a curated record. Gene Ontology annotation, molecular function: protein kinase activity.